CACUGAGGGUCAGGGGUCUACCUGCUACUGACGGUGUCUUGGGGCCACUACAGGAAGGUCACACCUGGAUAUUACCUGUAGUGUGGCUGGGGGUGUGCCUCCUCCUGAUCUACUGUGGCAGAGAGGUCAUCAGAUCCUCGACUCAACGAUAGAAUCCCGAACGAGCUCGCUAACGACCAACCAACUACGGAUACUCAAACUAGACAGGUCUUACCAUAACAGCCAAUUGGUUUGUUUAGCUUCCAAUAACAACGUAACGGAACCACUUCAAGCUACCAUUACUGUUACCUUGAACUUACGGCCCUUAGUGACGAAGCUAGACGCCCCCCCUAAGGGCUUAAGGGUCGGUAAGGAAUAUGAAAUCAGAUGCGCUACUGCCGGUUCUCGCCCUCACCCUAACAUCACCUGGACACUUGGCAGCGUCGCAUCCCUCAUUCCACUGGUGCCACAUACAGAGCACGGGGUCAACAUGAGUACCUCUCAGGUUAAACUGAUAGCAUCAAGGGGUCACCAUGGUCAGCGAAUCACCUGUACUGCCCAUAAUCCGUUGUUUCCUGCCUACACACUGAGCGAUUCUGCCUUGCUUAACGUAACAUAUCCGCCAAUCGCCACCAUGGAACUAGGAAGGGGCGUGACGUCGACAGUUAAGGAAGGCGAGGAUGUGUAUUUUAAUUGCAAUGUCGACGCUAAUCCUUCCACGUACAAGAUCUCCUGGUCAAAAGAGGAGAACCCCAUCCUCCACUCGCCUGACGAUGGCAUCCUCCUGAGUGGGAACAGCCUGGCAUUAAGAGGCGUCACAAGGCAUCAAGCAGGGCCAUACGUGUGUUCCGCUUCUAAUGUGGAAGGUGACGCCCACAGCCCUCCUCUCAACCUCUCUGUCAACUACUCUCCCGUAUGCUAUGAGUCUCCAGCAGCCAGCAGGGUCUACGCCACUGGGUUAGGUCAGGUCAUCAACGUCUCGUGUGAGGUCAUGUCAGCGCCUCGGACUGUCAGAUAUUCUUGGGUCUUCAAUAAUUCCAUCACUUCACAUAGACUUCCGGGUGACCAGGUCUUCGAAACGCCAGAUGGCGGUAGUGUGGUACAAUUCGUGGCGAGAACACAUCAGGAUUACGGUACGCUACAGUGUUGGGCCCAGAAUACUGUAGGAAGAAUGACUCAGCCUUGUCUGUUUCAUGUGGUACCCGCAGGGCGGCCGGAACACCCUGUCAGCUGCUCAGUUGUCAACAAGACAUAUGACUCCCUGGCUGUCAGCUGUCAGCCUGGAUUUGACGGGGGGCUUAGUCAGCUGUUUGUGGCUAAGGUCUUCGAGGCAGUUAGUGGCAAGGGCGAGGUAUCAGUGACGUCACAACACCCCAGGUUCACUUUAGAGGGGUUAACGCCUGGUCUUGAUUACGUCAUCAAGGUUAUGGCUACCAAUGCUCUCGGCACCUCUGACCCCGUUAAGCUAGACGCCUUUACUUACAAGAUGGCAGAAAAUAGAAUGCAUGAUGACGAAAUUCACUUUGAGGUCAGAACUAUAAAUCUUGAUUCACACAGAGAGGAAAUUACGCGAAUAGCAGACGAGGCCAUGUGAAGUGUUUCUGUACAUACAUACAUACAUACACACAUACAUACAUACAUACAUACAUACAUACACAUCUAUAGUACAGACAGCAUUACACACACACACACACACACACACACACACACACACACACAAGAAUCUCAUUGGCUGUUUGUGGAGAAAAAAAAACUCAAGCCAGCCAAUCACAAGACCGUAUUCGAUCUCCAGGUGUGACGUAAGCAAACCCCGGCCUUGGAACCAAUCAGCUCACCCUAACCAAAGACUAACCAAAUCCUAACCAAAUCCUAACCAAAUCCUAACGUAAUUAAUAGGCAGAAAAUGACAUAAAGACAAUUAAUUUCUACUUAUUUGUAAAUAGAACGGAUAGCAACUACGAGCCUAAUGAAUUGUAAAUAAUAACAAUGAGUGUUUGUUUGUCUGUUUACAUGUAGGUAAUAUAGUUUUGUAUUGUGUAAAUGAUAUGGUGUGUAAAUGAUGUAUUUUUUUACUAUACGGUUUUUGUAAAUAUGAUGCCUUUGUGUGUGU
Molecule: messenger RNA, 2089 nt
Organism: Homarus americanus (American lobster)
Lineage: Eukaryota; Metazoa; Arthropoda; Malacostraca; Decapoda; Nephropidae
Product: nephrin-like
Exons: 12
Coding region: 470-1573 (367 amino acids)
Molecular function (GO): protein binding
Source: RefSeq, a predicted model, not a curated record